Messenger RNA from Penicillium canescens, 399 nucleotides. RefSeq lists its product as uncharacterized. The record is from RefSeq and is a predicted model, not a curated record. The transcript has a single exon. Lineage: Eukaryota; Fungi; Ascomycota; Eurotiomycetes; Eurotiales; Aspergillaceae. The coding region runs from base 1 to 399 and encodes 132 amino acids.
AUGGACUCCAACGCUGCCACUGUUGAAGGCACUGGCCAUAACGUUAGAGAAAAUGACUGCUUGCUGAACAGUCUACCAGAAAUGAAAAGCGUGUAUUAUGAGCAUUUCAAGCCUUUUCAAGACAAGCUGUCUUCGGUACUUCAGCACUCGCGGUCAUAUUUCACGGCACUGGCGGAGCGAGAGAGCUUUGCUGCAUUUCUGAGUGUUCCCCUUAUAAGUGACGUCCUAGUGAAGACAAUCGAAGGGAUGUUUGAGACACCAAAACCGCGUGUGCUUCAGCCACAGAACGACGAAGCCAGUGCCAAUAUCAAUUGGUUGGACGUUGUCAAGGAAAAGAAUUAUCAGGCCGAAUAUAAAGGGAAUGGAAAUUACCAUUUCCAUAUGCUGGACCGGGGGUGA